Messenger RNA from Stereum hirsutum FP-91666 SS1, 1239 nucleotides. RefSeq names its product Bromodomain-containing protein. Gene Ontology annotation, cellular component: histone acetyltransferase complex. Gene Ontology annotation, molecular function: histone H3 acetyltransferase activity; protein binding. Lineage: Eukaryota; Fungi; Basidiomycota; Agaricomycetes; Russulales; Stereaceae. The record is from RefSeq and is a predicted model, not a curated record. The transcript has 6 exons. Bases 1 to 1239 code for a protein of 412 amino acids. Gene Ontology annotation, biological process: chromatin remodeling; positive regulation of transcription by RNA polymerase II.
AUGAAUGGAGAGAUCCAGCCGAUAAAUGGACAUGAAACUACGAUCAAGGUGGAGGAUAGGUUGGACGAAGGACAGCUAGACCGACUGGCUACGGGCGUAACGGUCGAUACGGCAGAUAGCGCUACUACGACGGCCCCCCCAGUGAAACCAGAGAAGACGUCCGCCAUCGAACUACGGCGAGGUGUCAUCCAGAUCUUACCAGUCGAGAAUGACAAACAACCCCGCUCCCUCGUCAUCCUCACCAAUCUCAAGACGUUGUUUCAGAAACAACUUCCCGUGAUGCCUCGAGAGUAUAUCGCGAGACUCGUUUUCGAUUCAAAUCAAAAAUGUUUGGCCAUCUGCAAACGGGGAUACAAAGUUGUGGGAGGGAUCUGUUAUCGACCGUUCGAGCAUCGCGGGUUCGCAGAGAUCGUUUUCUUUGCGACGGCCUCCGUUGAUCAGGAGAAGGGUUACGGUGGCCUUCUCAUGGAUCACUUCAAGGCCCACAUUAAACGGACCUAUCCGAACAUGAUGCACUUCCUGACCUACGCCGACAAUUACGCUGUCGGUUACUUCCGCAAACAGGGCUUCUCAAAAGAAAUCACACUCGACCGGUCCAUCUGGGCUGGCUACAUCAAGGAUUACGAAGGAGGAACGAUCAUGCAGUGCACCAUGCUCCCGAAGGUGGAUUAUCUGAGUACGAAGGAGUUAGUGGCGAAACAGAGAGAGGCGAUAUUGACGAAGAUCAGGCAGAUGAGUAAGAGCCAUGUGGUUUAUGAAGGGUUGAAGUUUGAAGUGAGAAGGGAGGGUACGGUUGAAGGAGGUGGGGAAGUGGGUCAAAAUGAGGAGAAGGUGGUGCCUAUUGAUCCUAAGGAUGUACCAGGGUUGCGCGAGAGCGGAUGGUCACCAUCCAUGAUCGUCAGGGAGACACGACCAAGCGCGAAGGACCUAGAGAAGAGCACCAUGAAGCGCCUCCUAACAGAACUUCAAGCGCACGGUAGUUCUUGGGCUUUCCUCGCUCCUGUGAACGUAGUCGACGCACCGGAUUACUACGAUGUGAUCAAGAACCCUGUGGACUUCGGAACAAUGGAAAUCAAGGUCGAAACGAACCAAUACCCAAACCUCGAGGCUUUCUUGGCUGACGCGCAACUUGUGUUCGAUAAUUGUCGAAAAUAUAAUGCCGAAGGAUCGAUAUUCUGGAAGAAUGCGAAUAAGGUGGAAAAGGUCUUGAAGGAUUUGGUCAGCCGGUUACGGAAUUGA